AUGCAAAGUGUUCCAGCUUAUCUCCACAAUUUGUUAGAUUCCAUUCCAAAGAAGAAUCCAUCAGAUUUCUGCACCCUGCGCAACCUUGAUAUUGGCGGAGACAUGAGCACAGUUAAACUGAUUGAAAAAUUACAGUAUCAUCUACCAAAACAUGCAUGCAUAUGGAAUAUUUACGGUCCGGCUGAAGCAACAGUUGAUUGCACGUUCCAUAUUCUCGAUAUGAGUAUUGGUAUAAUCAAUAUUCCUAUCGGACAUUCAUUGCCUCAUUACCGAUGUUUGAUUUUGGAUAAUUUCUUGCAAUCUGUUGUCAUCUCACAACAAGGCGAACUAUAUGUUGGAGGUGUAGGUGUCUUCGCUGGUUAUCUUAAACGUGAUGAUUUGACAGCAAAAGCACUUAUUAGAAUAGAUGAUGAAACAUUUUAUCGAACAGGUGAUCUUGUUCGAAUGGAUAGCAAUGGUCUUCUUCAUUAUCAAGGAAGAAAAGAUCAUCAAAUCAAGUUACAUGGACAACGUAUUGAACUAGGAGAAAUCGAACAAUGUUUAUUGAAGACAUCAAUUUCUGCGUGUGUUGUCAUCAAAUGGGAUGAUGAUCAUUUGAUUGCUUAUGUUCAAAGUUCUAAUAUCAAUGAAGAACAAUUACGUCAGCAUUGUCAAUAUCACCUUCCACUGCAUAUGAUUCCAUCAUUAUUCGUUCUGCUGGAGAAACUACCUUUGAAUGCAAAUGGAAAAAUAGAUCGAAAGCUUCUUCCAGCACCUCAAUUUGCGUCGUUGACGAAUAUCGAUCAAACUGAUGGAAUCCCAUUAACAUCACUGGAAGAACAUCUACAACGUAUAUUUGGCGAGGCAUUUCACAAUGAAUCACCAAACGUAAAUAUGACAUUUGGACAGUUGUGUGGUACAUCACUUGAUGUUAUACGAGCACUUGUACUCAUUCGACAAGAAAUAUGUACAAAGGUUGAUGUUCGUCUCUUAUUUUCAAAUCCUUCGAUUCGACAACUUGCACGAAUCAUUGAACCACAACUUGUCACUUUAUGGUCGACUAAUAAUUCUUAUUGGUUAAAGCAUUUAUUAGGUACACCAUUUUAUAAUUCUUAUCUUCGAUUAUGUGGUGCAAAAAUUGAAUGUCAUACACAUAUAUACACUACAUUGAUCGAUGCUCCUUGGUUGCUUGAAGCGGGAGAAUCAUCAUUUAUUGGCGAAGAAGUGGUACUUUCAAGUUUAUCAUAUCAGGAUCAAACCUAUCGACUUCAUCGAAUUCGUAUUGGAUCAUACUGUUCAAUCAAUACACAUAGUGUACUCUAUGAAGAUGUAAUAAUAGAAGAUCAUGUUUAUGUAAAACCAAUGUCUGCUAUCACAGGAGUCAUUACAACAUCGAAAGGCAAAACAUUUAUCAAAGAUCGAUCAUUAUCAUUGAUUCACACUGUGUAUCAAUCCACUUGUCUACUAUGUCUUCUCUUUAUUCAUGGAAUAAUUCUGCUCUUAGUUUAUGGUGUCCAUUCUUAUUGUUCAACAUUGUUAUUACCAUUACCUAUCAGUCUUGCUUUAGCAUGGUUGAUCUGGACACUGACAAGCUUUUGUAUUGCCUUAGCUUUAUUGAAGUUUAUUGUAGGACGUGCUACAUCAGGAUACUAUUCAAUUAAUUCUUACGAUUACUUGCACAAAUUAUGGUUACGUCAAUUGAUUAUAACAUCAUUUCAUCAAGCAUUAGAUUUUUUACCAUCAUACGAUGCCAUUUCAUCCUACAUUUUACGAUGGUUGGGUGCUCAUAUCGAAGGCAACGUCAAAUUCGCUGAAUUUCAACAAAUAUUACGUUUUCCAUCAAAUCUUCUUAACAUUGAAGGUAAUGUGACGACAUUUGGUGGAGCUAAUCUUGCUUCAUUCAAAAUGACGAAACAAGGACUUUGUUUCCUUGAUGAAAUACAUCUAGGCUCGAAUGCAAAUCUUGGCAAUUGGUGUACCAUUAUGCCAGCUACAAGACUUCCUCCUAAAGUAAUCGUUGGAAGCCUUACAUUGGUUACACAAAAAACAUUUAGUGCCGAAGGAACACAAUUUCUUGUUUUUCUUUUUCGUAUACUUGGUGCUCAAAUCGCAUCUGAUGUUAUUCUGCCUGAUAUUCGUUGUCUUACUGAUCCUCAUCUAGUUAAUAUUGGUGAUCAUGUUCGUCUGAAUAGGAAUGCUGUCGUACAAGCUCAUACAUUCGAACAACGUAUAUUGAAACUAGCACCAAUUACUAUAGGCUAUUCUACUGUGCUGAUGAGUAAUACGUUAAUACUUCCUGGAGCAACACUCCAAGGACAAAAUCGCAUCUUACCAUGGACACUUGUGAUGAAGAAUGAUCAACUGCCACCUAACACAAAUUGGUCUGGCGUACCUGCUCACCAAGUUAUCUAA
Messenger RNA from Rotaria sordida, 2391 nucleotides. Lineage: Eukaryota; Metazoa; Rotifera; Eurotatoria; Philodinida; Philodinidae. The record is from the annotation of a GenBank genome assembly.